Caenorhabditis briggsae is the source of this 1215-nucleotide messenger RNA. RefSeq names its product Protein CBR-RPN-6.1 (gene Cbr-rpn-6.1). The transcript is spliced from 6 exons. The record is from RefSeq and is a predicted model, not a curated record. Gene Ontology annotation, molecular function: structural molecule activity. NCBI's taxonomy places the organism in Eukaryota, Metazoa, Nematoda, Chromadorea, Rhabditida, Rhabditidae. Gene Ontology annotation, cellular component: proteasome regulatory particle, lid subcomplex. Gene Ontology annotation, biological process: ubiquitin-dependent protein catabolic process. Bases 1 to 1215 code for a protein of 404 amino acids.
AUGGAUACAAUGACUUCGCUUCCUCAUCAAAAUGAUCAAAAUGUCAUUCGACACCUCACCAAUCUUGUCAAAUCACCAGCAUCCGGAGAUGAUGACAUUAAGAAGAAGGAAGAUUCUAUCAUGGAACUCGGAAACAUUCUGGCUCAAAAUAAGCAAACUGAGGAAUUGCGGAAAAUGAUUGAGCAAACCAGACCAUUCUUAGUCUCAUUGGGAAAAGCGAAAGCUGCUAAACUUGUUCGCGAUCUUGUCGAUUUGUGUCUCAAGAUUGAUGAUCAGGAUGGAGAUAUCAAAGUCGGGCUUGUAAAAGAGUGCAUUCAAUGGGCGACUGAGCAAAACCGUACUUUCCUUCGACAAACUCUAACCGCUCGUUUGGUUCGUCUCUACAACGAUCUUCAGAGACAUACCCAGGCACUUCCACUCGCUGCUGAUUUAAUUCGAGAGCUGAAAAAGGUCGAUGAUAAAGAUGUGCUUGUGGAAGUGGAACUCGAAGAGAGCAAAGCGUAUUACAACUUGGCUAACAUCGGUCGUGCUCGUGCUUCUCUCACUGGGGCUCGUACAACUGCAAAUGCUAUCUAUGUGAAUCCACGAAUGCAAUCCGCUCUUGAUCUUCAAUCUGGAAUUCUUCAUGCAGCAGACGAAAAGGACUUCAAAACUGCGUUUUCGUAUUUCUAUGAAGCUUUCGAAGGAUACGAUUCAGUCGAUGAGAAGAGCGCUGCACUUACUGCUCUCAAGUACAUGCUUCUGUGCAAGCAGUCUUCUGUCCGCAAAACUUGCCUUAAAGUACAGUGGAUCUAUUUGGAAGCUAUGAAAGCUAUCGCAGCGGCCGCCCAAAAACGAUCUCUAAAAGAUUUCCAAGCAGCCUUUGGCGCAUUCCCACAAGAAUUGCAAAUGGAUCCAGUCGUUCGAAAACAUUUCCAUUCGUUAAGCGAACGAAUGCUUGAGAAAGAUUUGUGUCGUAUUAUUGAGCCUUAUUCGUUUGUGCAGAUUGAUCACGUUGCUCAACAAAUCGGAAUCGAUCGAUCCAAGGUGGAGAAAAAACUUUCUCAAAUGAUUCUCGACCAAAAGCUAUCCGGGUCGCUCGACCAAGGUGAGGGUAUGCUCAUUGUCUUUGACAUCGCCACUCCUGAUGAGGCUUAUCAAACAGCGUUGGACACAAUUCAUGCUAUGGGAGAAGUCGUUGAUGCCCUCUACAGUAAUGCUUCAAAGAUUAAUUGA